CUUGCUGCAGUCACGCCCGGUGCUUCCGCCUGUUUCCCCGCUGCUCCGGCCGGUCACGCUGCUGCAGGUCGGCGCUGGUACUCUGGGUCCGGGCGCUUCCCCGCCGGGCCGGGGGAUUGGCUGUGCGAUCGCUUCGUCCCAGAAUGCAGCGCAUGGCGCGUCAUUGAAGAGAGACCAUGAUGGCGGCGGCCGUGGCUGCGGGGGGUGCUCCUGAGGUGAUCGCCCAGCUGGAGAACGCGGCCAAAGUGCUCAUGGCACCACCUUCCAUGGUCAAUAAUGAACAACGUCAGCAUGCCGAGCACAUAUUCUUAUCAUUUAGAAAAUCAAAAUCACCAUUUGCUGUUUGCAAGCAUAUUUUGGAAACUAGUAAAGUGGACUAUGUCCUUUUUCAAGCUGCCACAGCAAUAAUGGAAGCAGUUGUGCGAGAAUGGAUUCUCUUGGAAAAAAGUAGCAUCGAGUCACUGCGAACAUUCCUUUUAACCUAUGUCUUACAAAGGCCUAACCUUCAAAAGUAUGUUCGGGAGCAGAUUCUAUUAGCAGUAGCAGUAAUAGUGAAACGAGGAUCAUUAGACAAAUCGAUUGACUGCAAGAGCAUUUUCCAUGAAGUCAGCCAGUUGAUAAGCAGUGGUAACCCCACUGUGCAAACUUUGGCCUGUUCCAUUUUAACGGCUUUGUUGAGUGAGUUCUCAAGUUCAAGUAAAACCAGCAACAUUGGACUAAGCAUGGAGUUCCAUGGUAACUGCAAACGAAUAUUUCAGGAGGAUGACCUUCGUCAGAUCUUCAUGCUAACAGUAGAGGUACUACAGGAAUUCAGCAGACGUGAAAACCUCAAUGCUCAGAUGUCUUCAGUGUUUCAGCGUUAUCUUGCACUAGCCAAUCAGGUCUUAAGCUGGAACUUUCUUCCUCCAAAUUAUAUCCUUUUAAUGUUUGAACCUUUGCUUCAGCUAAUUAACUUCACCUGUACUUGAUAACUGGAGCCUUUGAAAAAUGUAACAUUUAGAGAAAUUUUUUUUUUCAAGUGGUGGUAAUUUAG
This is a messenger RNA of Chelonoidis abingdonii (Abingdon island giant tortoise), 1033 nucleotides long. NCBI's taxonomy places the organism in Eukaryota, Metazoa, Chordata, Testudines, Testudinidae. The record is from RefSeq and is a predicted model, not a curated record.